AUGACUUCGCGGGAGAGUAAUACGGCGGUGCCUGUCCGUCGUGUGACAGACCAGCUCGAAACGCCUUCACUCGACGAUCGGGACUAUCGCGUCAUCCGGCUGCCCAACGAGCUUGAGGCUUUGCUGGUCCAUGACCCUGAUACGGACAAGGCCAGCGCUGCGCUCGACUGCAAUGUGGGCAACUUCAGCGACGAAACGGAUAUGCCUGGCAUGGCGCAUGCCGUGGAGCAUCUUCUGUUCAUGGGGACCAAGAAGUACCCCGUCGAGAACGAAUACAGUCAAUACCUCGCCAACAACUCUGGCAGCUCAAACGCAUACACUGGGCCGACUUCGACCAACUACUUUUUCGAGAUCUCGGCAAGGCCUGCAAACGACCUAGAACCCACAGAUCAGAACCCGUCAGCGCUGAAAGGGGCACUGGAUCGCUUCGCCCAAUUCUUCAUCGAGCCUCUCUUCCUCGAAUCUACCCUGGACCGAGAGUUGCGAGCUGUUGACUCGGAGAACAAGAAGAACCUCCAGAGCGAUCAAUGGCGUCUGCAUCAGUUAGAGAAGUCGACUUCAAACCCAAACCACCCUUAUUGCCACUUUUCCACAGGAAACCUGGACGUCCUGAAGAUUCAACCCGAAGCAAAAGGCAUCAACGUGCGCGAGAAGUUUAUGGAGUUCCACGACAAGCAUUAUUCGGCCAACCGCAUGAAGUUGGUUGUUUUAGGCAGGGAAUCUCUCGAUGUUCUGGAAGGCUGGGUGUCGGAGUUCUUUGCCGGCGUGUCGAACAAGAAUCUCCCCCAGAACCGCUGGGAGAGCGAGGCGCCCUUCAGGAAGAGCGAGCUUGGCAUCCAGAUCUUCGCCAAGCCUGUCAUGGAUUCGAGAGAGCUCAAUCUCUAUUUCCCCUUUAUGGACGAGGAACGCAUGUACGAAUCGCAGCCCAGCAGAUACCUCAGUCACUUGAUUGGCCACGAGGGUCCUGGCAGCAUCAUGGCUUACGUCAAGUCAAAGGGUUGGGCGAACGGUUUGAGCGCCGGGACCUAUCCCGUAUGUCCCGGAACUGGUGGCAUCUUUGACUGCCAGAUUCGGCUGACCGAAGAGGGCCUCAAGAACUACCAGGAGAUCACGAAAAUCUUCUUCCAGUACGUCUCGCUGCUGCAGGAGACCUCGCCUCAGGAGUGGAUCUUUGAUGAGCAGAAAGGCUUGGCCGAUGUCGACUUCAAGUUCAAGCAGAAAACGCCCGCCAGCAGAUUUACGAGCAAAAUCAGUUCGGUCAUGCAAAAGCCUCUUCCACGCGAGUGGCUGCUGAGUGGGCACAGCAAGCUGAGGAAAUUCGACCCCGAAUUGAUUCGAGAGGGACUGGCAUGUCUGAGGCCCGACAACCUUCGUUUGACGAUUGUGUCACGCAACUUUCCCGGUAACUGGGACCGCAAGGAGAAGUGGUACGGCACAGAGUACCGCUACGAGGACAUUCCCGCCGACUUCCUUGCGGAAAUAGAGAAGGCGGCGGCAUCAGGCGCUAAGGACAGGUUGCCAGAGCUACACCUCCCGCACAAGAACAACUUCAUCCCCACGAAUCUCGAAGUCGAAAAGAAGGAAGUCAAGGAGCCAGCCCUUGCUCCCCGCAUUGUUCGCAACGACCUUUUGGCACGGACCUGGUUCAAGAAGGAUGACACCUUCUGGGUUCCCAAGGCCAACCUGGUCAUCAGUUGCAGGAACCCCAACAUCUAUUCAUCAGCCGAGAAUGCCGUCAAGGCCAAGCUGUUCACUGACUUGGUCCGUGACGCCCUCGAGGAAUACUCCUACGACGCCGAGCUCGCCGGCCUACAGUACAGUGUUGCACUUGAUGGGCGCGGCAUGUUUCUUGACCUUAGCGGUUACAAUGAUAAGCUGGCAGUGUUGCUGAAACAGGUUCUCGUCACCAUCCGAGAUGUCGAGAUCAAGGAUGCCCGGUUCGACAUCAUCAAGGAGCGUCUUCACCGGGGAUACAACAACUGGGAGCUUCAGCAGCCGUUCAGCCAAGUGUCCGACUACACAACGUGGCUGAACUCAGAACGCGAUUAUGUCGUUGAGGAAUAUCUCGCCGAGCUCCCCAAUAUCAGCGCCGAGGACAUUCGGCAGUUCAAGAAGCAGAUGCUCGCGCAGAUGCGCAUCGAGGCCUACGUACACGGCAACAUCUACAAGGAGGACGCCCUGAAGCUGACGGAUAUGGUCGAAACGAUACUCAAGCCCCGCAUCCUGCCGCAGACUCAGUGGCCAGUCACCCGCUCCUUAAUCCUCCCUCCCGGAUCCAACUUUGUGUACAAGAAGACGUUGAAGGACCCUGCCAACGUCAACCAUUGUCUUGAGACUGUAUUCUACGUUGGCGACAAGAGUGACUGGAAUGUGCGGGCUAGAACACUUCUGCUCGACCAGAUAGCCCACGAGCCUGCCUUCGACCAACUGCGUACGAAGGAGCAACUAGGCUACGUUGUUUUCAGCGGUGUUCGUAGCUUUUCAACCACAUACGGAUUCCGCUUUAUCAUCCAGAGCGAGCGUCCCUGCGACUACCUUGAAUCAAGGAUUGAGGCUUUCCUAAACCAUCUGUCUACGAUCAUCGACGCUAUGACCGAUACGGAGUUUGAGGGUCACAAGCGGAGUCUCAUCGUCAAGAGGCUUGAGAAAGUCAAGAACCUCGACCAAGAGAGCAGCCGGCACUGGACUCAGAUUGCCAGCGAGUACUACACAUUUGAACUCGCUCAGCAAGAUGCCGAACACAUUAAGAAACUGACCAAGGCCGACAUGGUCGAGUUCUAUCGCACAUUUGUCAAACCUGGCUCGGCAACCCGAGCCAAGGUCUCGGUGCAUCUGGUUGCGCAGUCCUCAGCCGAAUCCGAUGAGAAGAUGACGGAGUUGCUCCAAAAGCUCAGCCUUGACAAGACGGCCGAGACCAAGGUCAAGGCAGCACUGCUACGUCCCGAGAUGAGGAACGACACAGAGAACCUGAAGUUGUAUCUCCAGAGCGAGCUGCAAUUGCCUGAGGAGAAGGUUUCCACCGUCAUUGCUGCCGCGCACGACCCGAAGACAGGUCCGAAGGUGAAUGGUGUCAAGGAAGAAGACAAGGCUUCGGUCGACACGAAGCCCCAGAUCAUCACGGACGUUCGUGCCCACAGGGCCAGGCUUCAGGCCACAUCGGGAGCCCAGGCUGGUAAAGAUCUCAGCGAGUACCUGGAUUUGGACGCCAAACUCGUUCUGGAUGAAGCUCAUGACAUGACCAAAUCGUCUUGCGAGAAAUCUGUUGAAGGUUACAUAGUGAACCGGCCGGUCCUAGGGUUGCCUGGUGCAUUUGAUGGAGUGCUGGCCGCAUACGUCUUGUACCUGAGUGACGUGCAGGACGAGGCUCUCCCUGAUCAGGACGUGGGUCUUUUUUCAACGCUAAGAUACCGAAGGCAGCACUGCCUCACCGACCGCGCGAAGCGAAGUGAAGCGACACUAACCAAGGUAGCCAGCUCCUCCAUCGUCCUCCGGACUGUCUCCCCCGCGACUGCCUUUCCCAGGCUUGCACUCUUCGAGCUGCACAGGCAGCUCGCCAUCACAACGUCUUCCUCAAAGAAGCGGAAGAUUGCGCCGCGACACAUAGAUAACGACCAACUGCAACCUCACACCCCCUAUCCCGACAUAGUUUUGCCCUCCUGCGAACCCGACGACGACCCCGCCCUCUCUUUCACCUCCACCGCCUUCAGCGACAACCGCCACGGCUCGCCCGAGGUAGAGGUCGAAGCUCCCCCCGUGGCCGCUCCCUGGUGGCAAUCCGCCGAAAGCAAUCCCGCCUCUAGUCUGCCUGCCAGACUCCAGACUCGCCAGGUCUCUCUGACGUCGACCGAGUACCCCGAUAGUGCUGCGUCUUCUCCCUCGGGCGUGGGCGACCUCUCCCUCGACAGUGACCGCGGCGGCUAUACCUCUGGCACCGAGACCGGGCCUCUGCAGCCGCGUGACACGGCCCGAAGCCAGUCACCCUUCAACGUCUCCCGCCGGGCUAUCAUGGGAGGAGAUGGGGACGCCCCUCAACGGUCUUCUUCACCCUUGAAACGACGCGCUUCCAGCAUGGAACCACAGCAAGACACGGAGAUGCGAGGGGCCCAGGAGGUGGAUUCGGUCGAGUCCGCUCAGAGCACAGCACAGCACGGGUCAACGACUACUCGAGCCCAACUGCCGAGGGCCAUGAGCAUCGAUUUGCCGGAUGACCAGCCCGCUUCAGGCGUGCAGGUUGGGCAGAUAGAUAGAGUGAUAGAGCCACCACCUCUCGAAGAGCAGAUUAAAACGAUUCAGACACUGGUGCUCGGAUUUGAGGAAACCGUCCCGAAGGUGGGCGAUACCGCAUACGUGGUGUCCACGUCAUGGGUGCGUAAAGCCCAAGCCUUUGGUGACCCCAAGAACACAAAAGACGGUCCGUCAGAUGAACGUCUUGGCCCUGUGGACAAUUCAGACAUCAUCGACAGUAUUUUAGCCACAGACGAGGGCCCCUUUGUGCGCCUGAGAGAUGGAGUGAGCUUAGAUGGCGACGUCUCGCUCUUCCCUGACGAUGCUUGGACCCUAGUAUCGGAGUGGUACGGCCUCUCCGACGGGCAGAUCCCCAUCAUCCGCAAGGCUAUCAACACCGCACAAGAUUCGGCUCCUUCGGCGAAUAUCAUUUUUGAGAUCAACCCUCCCGUCUUCACCAUUCAUCGACUGUGGUCCAGUGGGAGUGAAAUCCCCAUUGAGACCAAGCUGAAGGACGCUGCACCAAUCGUCGUGGUCAAAAGCACCUCUGCAUCUUACAAUGAGUUCUUCAAAGAGCUCAAGACGAAGACGGGCAUUCCAUUGGACCGCAAAAUACGUGUAUGGUCGAUAGCACCCCAACCCGAGCCUUCUCAGAUGGAUGUUGAGCCUCACUCCGCGUUGACGCCGCCUGAUUCGCCGGAACGCGAGCCUGCAUCUCCCCCGGAAUCGUGGAAGAAGAUGCUGAUAGACGUGCCGACGUACUUGGCCGUGGAUUCGCUGCGGCGGAGUAGGGUCGAUGCUAUCGACAACACAGUCAAUGCCAACUACAAUGGGAAAAGCUCAUUGUCUAUGAAGGCUCUUGGGCAAAGCCAGAUUCUGGUCCUUGACGAGGAAGUCGAGAGGGGGGAAUUUGUGUCAACAUACUUCAAGAGAAAGGGUAACGCCAAGAGCAUCGCCUCUCGAGGAGUGGGAAAUGGCAAGACGACUCAGUCCAGUGGCAACAACAGCGGUCGGAACAGCCCCGCACCAUCAGCUCGCUCUGGUCCUAUAACUCGCGGCAGGACGCAGCAGAAAAGGUCGGGCCGCAGCGUCGGAGCUGUCGGUCUGCAGAACCUGGGAAACACGUGCUACAUGAACUCGGCACUUCAGUGUGUCCGGAGUGUCGAGGAGUUGACGAAGUAUUUCCUCACAAGCGAGUAUGAGAAGGAGUUGAACCGCGACAAUCCUCUUGGCUACGAUGGCCAAGUAGCCAUCACGUAUGGGCAGCUCUUGAAGGAGAUCUACCGCGACUCAAGAGGGGCCGUCAGCCCUCGUGAGUUCAAGGUGACAAUCGGUCGUUGUCGCAGCGCCUUUUCUGGAUGGGGUCAGCAGGAUACGCAGGAAUUUCUCGGCUUUCUUCUGGAUGGUCUGCAGGAAGAUCUGAGUCGUAUCAAGAAGAAGCCGUACAUCGAAAAGCCCGAUUCGACUGAUGAGAUGAUCGGCAACGAGGAGGCCAUUCGCAAAAUGGCAGAGGAAGUCUGGGAUAUCACCCGAAAGCGAGACGACUCUGUCAUCGCUGAUCUGUUUACCGGCAUGUACAAGUCUACACUUAAAUGCCCCGUUUGCGACAAAGUCAGCAUCACGUUUGACCCUUUCAACAACUUGACCCUUCCUCUGCCAAUUGAAGAUCUUUGGAGCGCCUCAGUUAAAUUCUUCCCCCUCAACGAUCGUCCUGUACUUGUCGAGGUCGAACUGCCAAAACACAGCGCUGUUGAACUGCUCAAGAAGGCCAUCUCUGACCGGACUGGUGUUCCCGUCAACCGUUUGAUUGGCGCAGAAGAGUUCAAAGGAAAGUUUUUCAAGAUUUACUCCGACAACGAAGACGCUUCGGAAGCCAUUACCGGCAGCGAUGUCGCCACCUUCCACGAGCUGGAGUCGUCGCCUACCAACUGGAUCAAGUCUAGUGGCCACCGCUCCAUGCUAGACAUUGACGAGGAGCCUUACGUCGACCCACGCACCGAACACCUUGUCGUCUCUGUCCUGCAUCGGAAGCAGGCUGCUGGUAACCGAUAUAGCCGGGAUGACAGCGCUUCGCCUCCUCACUUCAUCGUUCUGACGAGAGAAGAGGCCAACAAUGAGGAUGUUAUCCGGCGCAAGAUUCUUGAGAAGAUCGCCACAUUCACUACCGCUGCCGGUUUCGCCGAUUCCGACGAUGGGCUUGAUCCUGAGACGGUUGUCACGACACAGUCCGAUACCGAGAUGGGUGAUUCUAAAGUCGUUGCUCAAUCAGUCGAGGGCGAGGACGACAUCGUCGAAGUGUCGAUGAAGGACAAUGGCGAGCCAACUGCUGCUACGACCGCCGCUGGUAACGACCGCUUGCUGAAGCGGUUUGAGUCGCGUCGACCCAAGUGGGCGACGGACUCACAGUCUUAUCUGCCACCCCAGCUCCAGAACCUUUUUGAACUGUUUUACUUCGGCGGUGAGAGCAGCGACAUUGUGCCUUCUGGCUGGAACAGCCUUGACCGAUCUCUACACAAACUAUCAUCCAGAGCGCCGCCACCUGAGUCAUCAAGCGACCAAGAUGAGUCGAACAGCCCGGGCACCUGGACGAACGGCGGUGAUGGCGACAGCGACAACGACAGCACUAGCGACCUGCAAUCCUCUGCCUCAACUCCGGCACAGACUCGCAUGAAUGAAGAGUCGAGCGAGGAAGAGGCAGUCGUUAAGCCCCCCAAGGCUAGUGUUCGAGCAUCCCAGCGACCUAAUGGUCAGAAGCCUGGCGCUAGCAAGAAAAAGAUGAAGCCUCACAAGACUUACGGCAAAAAGGGCAACAAGCGCCGUCACAGGGAGAUGAAGUCGCGCGAAGUGCGCAUGCCCGAUGUUGCGCCGCAACCCUCACCCACGGAUGAUGUGCCCGGCCCCCUGGUUCGCUUCGGAGAGGGUAUCGUUGUCGAAUGGGACAGCAAUGCCUGGGACGGUAUCUUCGGCGAUACAGAUCACGGUAACGACGAUCUGCGUGGAAGUCCCACGUUCAACGACCUCGAGCGCCUUCGCGAUCCAAACAUGGAGCUGAAGCGGAAAAAGCGCCAAGCUCGCCGUUCCAAGGGCAUCACGCUGGAGGAGUGUCUGGACGAGUUCGAGAAGGCCGAAAUUCUAUCCGAGCAGGAUACAUGGUAUUGCCCGCGCUGCAAGGAACAUCGGCGUGCAAGCAAGAAGUUCGACCUGUGGAAGACGCCUGACAUUCUCGUUGUGCAUCUCAAACGAUUCAGCUCUUCCGGCUACCGGCGAGACAAGCUGGAUGUGCUAGUUGACUUCCCCGUUGAGGGCCUCGAUUUGCGGACACGCGUCUUGCAUCAGGAAGAUGGCAAGGAGGAGGUGUAUGACUUGUGCGCCGUCGACGAGCACUUUGGUGGCCUCGGCGGUGGUCAUUAUACGGCGUGGGCCAAGAACUUCGUCGACAAUCAGUGGUAUCACUUCAAUGACACGAGCGUCUCGGCUGGCAAAGCAGAGAGCUCCGUCACUAAGGCUGCGUACCUCUUAUUUUACCGCCGGCGUUCCGCUGUGCCCCUGGGUGGGCCCCGCUUCCGCGAAAUCUGCGAGAAAUUUGACAGCGGUUCGGAAGAGGAGGAAGAUGAACAAGACGCGGCAGAUUCGGGGGAAGGCCGGCGUCUCGGCGAGGGCUCCUCCCCAACUGGAUCGUCGAGACUUGGGACCGGAGCCGGAGCAAUUCGCCUGCCAGCAGGUCGUGGUUUGGCUCAUAACACCAUGUCGACGCGCAGCGACGACGGUCUGCCCGACUACAACAGCAGCGAACGGGUCCACAACAGCAUCGAGGACGAUGCUAUCGGCAUGGCGGGCGCUCCCGCGAGCCGGCUGUCUCAGACGUUCACCGGCAAGCAGACGUGGUCAUUCAGCGGCAUCGGCGAGGAUGGUGACACCACGGAUACGCUCCAGCUCGGAGGCUACGCCAGUGACGAAGCACAGGCCGACUCGGACGUGCCGGACCUGACUGGCCGUGGCAGCGAGUCCCCCUUGGUCGAUGACCUGCUUCCCCAAGAAAGCGACGACGUGUUCGGGCCUCAGGAGCAGGGGCCCCUGCCCGGCAGCGCCGAGACCUGGAGUCUCAAACUUGAUAAUGGGGUGAAUGCUGUGCCGCCGAGGGAUGACGAUGAUGACGCUGCGUCGUCGGAGGCCGCUGAGAUUCACAUUUCCGACGACAGCCAGGGUCAGUCUGAUGUUAAGUCCUAG
Molecule: messenger RNA, 8451 nt
Organism: Verticillium nonalfalfae
Lineage: Eukaryota; Fungi; Ascomycota; Sordariomycetes; Glomerellales; Plectosphaerellaceae
Gene: UBP12
Product: CSN-associated deubiquitinating enzyme Ubp12
Exons: 10
Coding region: 1-8451 (2816 amino acids)
Biological process (GO): protein deubiquitination; peptide catabolic process
Cellular component (GO): mitochondrion; cytosol
Molecular function (GO): metal ion binding; cysteine-type deubiquitinase activity; metalloendopeptidase activity
Source: RefSeq, a predicted model, not a curated record